AUGAAGGGUGCAUCUCUCAUCUCCUCUGCCCUAGCCUUGUGCUACGGAACGCAGUUUGCUGCUGCAGCUCCCUCAUCCGGCGAACCUGGCUUUCCCAAAGGCCAGCCAUAUGAUGGCAAGGGCAAGGGUAGCAUCAUCGUUGGCGGCACCAACAAGGAGCUCGAUCUCCAGAACCCAGACAACCUCGGUCGUCAGCCUACGGACAAUGGCGUUGUUCCCAACCUCAAGUGGAGCUUCUCUGAUUCCAAGACUCGUCUUCUGAAGGGUGGUUGGGUCCGUGAGCAAGUCAUCCAGGAUCUUCCCUCUAGCCAUGACAUCUCUGGUGCCCAGCAGCACUUGGUCAAGGGCGCCAUUCGUGAGCUUCACUGGCACCGUGUUGCCGAAUGGGGUAUUGUUUAUGAGGGCUCUGUUCUUGUUUCUGCCGUUGAUGAGAAUGGCCGAUACCAAGAAGAGGUUCUCAACUAUGGUGAUAUCUGGUACUUCCCCAAGGGAGCUGCCCACACCAUUCAGGGUCUCGCCGAUGAGAAUGAGUACCUCUUGGUCUUUGACGACGCCGAUUUUGACAAGAUUGGCACUACAUUCAUGGUCGACGACUGGAUCAACCACACCCCCAAAGACAUCCUCGCCAAGAACUUUGGCGUUGACCCCUCGGUAUUCGAAAACGUCACCAGCCCGAACCCCUACAUCCUCCCCGGCGAAGUCAGCAAGAAGAACGUCACCGACGGACCCGCGGGUGAGCUUGAGGGCGACAGCUCCUUCGUCUACCGCACGUUCCAGCACGAGCCGGAAAAGAUUGGCGGCACGGGCGGCAAGUUCUGGAAGAUUGACUCGACCAACUUUCCGGCUAGUAAGACCCUUGCUGCUACUUUUGUUACGCUCAAGCCUGGUGGUCUGCGAGAACUUCACUGGCAUCCUAAUGCUGAGGAGUGGCUGUACUUUCACCAGGGCAAGGCCAAGGCGACUGUGUUUAUCGGCAAUGCUGCUGCCCGAACCUUUGACUUUUCUGCUGGCGACACUGCUGCCUUCCCCGAUAACUCUGGGUGA
Molecule: messenger RNA, 1044 nt
Organism: Fusarium vanettenii 77-13-4
Lineage: Eukaryota; Fungi; Ascomycota; Sordariomycetes; Hypocreales; Nectriaceae
Exons: 5
Coding region: 1-1044 (347 amino acids)
Biological process (GO): oxalate metabolic process
Cellular component (GO): cell wall
Source: RefSeq, a predicted model, not a curated record